Molecule: messenger RNA, 702 nt
Organism: Syzygium oleosum
Lineage: Eukaryota; Viridiplantae; Streptophyta; Magnoliopsida; Myrtales; Myrtaceae
Exons: 4
Coding region: 58-471 (137 amino acids)
Source: RefSeq, a predicted model, not a curated record
CCAGACGCCUGCUUAAGAAACUCUCUCGCAUAAGCAAAGUCUACCGUCGAGACAGAGAUGGGGUCGAUGGUUGUUUCUGUGAGGCUCUGCAUUCUCAGCCUGAGCAUGCUUAUUCUAACCUCGUCCUACGCUCCUCACCAAGUUCAUGCACUGCUUUCUGUUCAACAAGCACAAGAAGCUCAUCUGCUUUCUCCCCUCAACUCGCCAAGAAAGCUCAGACUCUUCGAGCAGGUCACUAUCAAAGGACGUGACGAUGAAGUUUCUACGGCGGCACAAAGGCAGAAAGAAGAUAGAUCAGGUGGGGUUGGCGUCCACGGCAGCGAACCGUCGACGAUGCAUGGGAAGGACAAGAGAGGGACAUGGAGGGAAUGGGCGGAGGGGACCGACCCGACCCAAUAUUUUACCAUGGAUUAUUCCAACGUCCGAAGACGACGCCCGAUUCACAACAAGUCCUUGCCAGUCGGUCCGUGAGAAGCCUUUGCCCCCCUUGAUUUCUCGCCCUAGGAAAAAGGGUAUGUGUUUAUAUAUAUAGUCUCUCUCUUUUAGGACACUCGAAACCAAACGACCCCUCGUUCGCCCUACACAAUUUUGCGAAAGAAGGAAAGCCAUGUCCUUUUCUGCGAGUAGGGAAAUGAGGGGAAGUGUCUUGAACAUCUCUCUCGUGGCCGACAUCGACGAGCAAAACCCUAAGCCUUGGACCCC